AUGAAGCUGACCUGCUUGUCCGCCAGCGGCGGCAGCGGCUACCACUCGCCGGCGAGCCAUCUCCUGGAGCUGGAGGGGUUCCGCUUCCUCCUCGACUGCCCCAUCGACCUCUCCGCCCUCGCGGCCUUCGCCCCGGUGCCCCUCGCCGGUGACGCGGCGGGCCUCAUCCGCGCGGUGCCGCGCUACUGGUUGCCAGCGGCCGCGAAAGCAGGCGGCGUGGAUGCCGUGCUCGUGUCUUCCGCUACGGGGAUGCUUGGACUCCCCUUCCUCACCGGGCUCCCUGGAUUCGCCGACACCAAGGUAUAUGUGACAGAGGUAGCAGCAAGGAUCGGAAAGCUAAUGAUGGAGGAGCUGGUGGAGAUGCACCGUGAGUUUGUGAGGUACUAUGGGCCAGAUACGGAUGCAUCACCCAAGUGGAUGGAAGGGGAGGAACUCAAUGAACUCAUGUCAAUGCUGCAGAAGGCAGUGAUUGAAGGCAGGGAAUAUGAUUCGAAUUCUCUGGUGCCUCUGUACAGUCCAGGAAACAUAGAAGAAUGCAUGCACAAAGUACAGCCUGUUAAAUAUGGAGAGGAGGUUUGCUUCAAUGGCAUAUUUAUGCUGAAAGCUUCUAGUUCGGGCCUUGAACUUGGCAAUUCUACCUGGGCAAUAAAAGGUCCAAGAGCUAGCGUUACCUACCUACCAAGUUCAGUAUUUGUGUCAGCUCAUGCAUUAGAUUUUGAUUACAGCUCUCUGAAGGAAAAUGAUGUGAUUUUGUUUUCGGAUUUCUCAUCCUUGAAUGACAUGGAUGAGGAUAAUGAGAAACUGAAUGAGCAUUCAAUGGAUGAAACAGACUCUUCACUAUGUCGCUACUCAGUGUUGAGGGAUGACAGUGCUGAUGCAGAUGAAAAGAUGCCAUUCAUGUGCAACAAGGAUGAUAUCACAGAGGAGAUUGAGAGAAUCAGCUUUAUAUGCUCAUGUAUUUUUGAUGCAGUAAAAUCUGGAGGCUCUGUUCUAAUACCAAUUGGCCGCCUUGGUGUUAUUCUUUUACUUUUGGAGCUUAUAUCAGAAAUGCUACAUUCUUCCAGCAUGAAGGUACCCAUAUUUGUGAUUUCUGAAACAGCAGAAGAAAUAUUUGCUUUUACUAAUGCCUUGCCUGAAUGGCUAUGCAAGUCACGUCAAGAAAAGCUAUUUGCUGGUGAGGCAUUGUUUGGCCAUGUCGAGCUUUUGAAGGAGGGCAAAUUAUUUGUGUUCCCGCAUUUACACUCAAAGGGCUUACUGGCAGCAUGGAAGGAGCCUUGUAUUGUGCUCUGUCCACACUGGAGCCUUAGGCUUGGCCCAGCUGUCCAUUUGCUUCGUCGCUGGCAUGCAGACAAACGGUGCCUUCUUGUUGUGGAGCAAGGAAAUGAUGCUGAGUUGAGUCUUAAGCCUUUCAUGCCCUUGGCAAUUCAAGUCCUUGAAUGUUCUUUCCUUUCUGGCGUAAGGGUGGGAAAUAUUGAUCCAUUACUGGGAGUGCUCAAACCGAAGUUUGUAAUGCUUCCUGAAAGUCUUAAGUCACGGUGUUCAAUAAAGGAGGUGCCAUGGUCAUUCUUCUAUUACUCCAAGGGCAAGACCAUCGAGCUCCCAAAUUUACGCGAAGAUUUUGAGGUGCAUCUUGCAACUGAUGUUGCCUUCAGAUUGCAGCCUAGGCAACUGAACGAAACCACUGCAGUGGCAAGAUUGAGAACAAAGCUGCUUGUAAGCAGUGGACGGUACCAGCUUGCUUCUGCAGAAAAGCAAUCAGAUCAAUCAAAGCGUCACUUGCUACACUGUAGCACUAUUGACCCAGGUCGCUUGCUGUCAGCAUUGCAAGAGAAGGGGAUGGUAUGUUCAUUUGCUGCAGAUGAUAGCUCCACUGCUAGUGAAUGUUCUGUUCUGAUUACUAGUCCUGGAGAUGCUUUGGUGAAGAUAACAUCUGAUAGGACUGUUAUAUACUGCGACAAUGAGAGAACAUCCAAUCAAAUUUACGAUUCACUUGGCAGUGUUUGUAAAGGGAUCUGA
Messenger RNA from Miscanthus lutarioriparius, 2016 nucleotides. The record is from the annotation of a GenBank genome assembly. Lineage: Eukaryota; Viridiplantae; Streptophyta; Magnoliopsida; Poales; Poaceae.